This is a messenger RNA of Notothenia coriiceps (black rockcod), 326 nucleotides long. Its product is annotated as 60S ribosomal protein L22. The transcript is spliced from 3 exons. Gene Ontology annotation, molecular function: structural constituent of ribosome; RNA binding. The record is from RefSeq and is a predicted model, not a curated record. NCBI's taxonomy places the organism in Eukaryota, Metazoa, Chordata, Actinopteri, Perciformes, Nototheniidae. Gene Ontology annotation, biological process: cytoplasmic translation. Bases 56 to 304 code for a protein of 82 amino acids. Gene Ontology annotation, cellular component: ribosome.
UCUAGAGUUAACGCAUGCGCACAACCUGCCCUUCCUUUCUGCUAGCUUCUCCGCCAUGGCGCCUAUUAAAAAGCAGAUCACCGGCAAAGGUGGUAAGAAGAAAAAGCAGGUCCUGAAGUUCACCCUGGACUGCACCCACCCUGUGGAAGAUGGUAUCAUGGACGCAGCCAACUUUGAGCAGUUUCUUCAGGAGCGUAUCAAAGUGAAUGGGAAAGCCGGUAAUCUGGGUAACGGUGUGGUCUCCAUCGAGAGGAACAAGAGCAAGAUCACAGUCUCCUCUGAGGUUCCCUUCUCCAAAAGGUAAUCAGGCACUCUGUUACCUAUAU